Molecule: messenger RNA, 2064 nt
Organism: Ctenocephalides felis (cat flea)
Lineage: Eukaryota; Metazoa; Arthropoda; Insecta; Siphonaptera; Pulicidae
Product: exonuclease mut-7 homolog
Biological process (GO): nucleobase-containing compound metabolic process
Molecular function (GO): 3'-5' exonuclease activity; nucleic acid binding
Source: RefSeq, a predicted model, not a curated record
AUGCGGAUUUUGUCCUUCCGCUUAUUCUUCAAGACAGACAAGACUUGGCUGAACAAUAUCUUGAUCAAAAUCCACACAUGCAAAGGAAUACUUGUUAAAUUUUUGGAUGGUUUAUUAAAUAAAAAUUCUACAGUACGAACUUGCAUAGAGCCUUUUAUUAGAGAGCAUUCCAUUCCUGAAGUUAAAUAUGACAAGCUUCACCCAAAGCCUUUGAGUAAACUUAUUGCAAGAUUAUGUUCAAAAUAUUCUAUAGGACCAGAUGUUUGUCAGAAUUUGAUUAAAAGAAAUGAAGGAGCAUUGAAUUUUAUAGCUCAUAAAAGAUAUGUCGAAGAAUCUCUAAAUGAAGCUUCAUGGAAUGAAAUGAUGCAAGAAGCUGUUGGGCAAAAUGAAGAAAUGCAAAGAGAAUUGAUUAAUUUAAUGGUUAGGCAUGGGGAUGUGGCCGGAGCUCUCAAAUGGGCUCAGCAUUAUGCAGUCCCUUUCGAAUAUUGGCCUUACGCUUUGAAAGAAUUCAGCUCACCAACAUUUUGUGAACCUGAGGAUGAUAACUGGGAUCCUGACCCAAUUGAUAAAUUUACAAAUUCAAAUGAAGUAAAUAACAUAAAAUUCCAUUGUCUAAAUAUACCUAUGGAUAAUAUUGUUCUUGUGGAUACAGAAUACCUUUUUGAGGACAUGCUACGGCAUGGGUUUGAGAAUGUGACUCGAGUUGGUUUAGAUUCAGAGUGGAAGCCAUAUUUUGGAACUAAGCCAUCAGAUGUUGCUUUGAUUCAACUCUCUACAGGAAAGAAUAUUUAUUUAUUAGAUGUUGUUGAGUUGGGUCAUGCACAUCAUUUGUGGAAGCAAUUAUCAAUACAAUUAUUCGAGAAUCAUGAGAUUUUAAAACUAGGAUAUGGUCUACGACUGGAUUUAGAAAAAAUUCAAUCAACUCUAAAAUUGCGAAAUUCUAUAUUUUGUGGUGGUGUUGGUUGGUUAGAUUUGCAGGACCUCACAAAAGCUCUUGGGAGAAAUUCCUAUUUUAAAUAUCCAUAUUCAGGUGAGCCAGGUUGUGGUGAUGGACUUUCAGCACUGGUUCAAUUAUGUUUAGGUGCAAAUCUUGAUAAAACAAAUCAAUUUUCAAAUUGGGAACUUCGACCACUCAGGAAGGAACAAAUUUUAUAUGCAGCUUUGGAUGCACAUUGUUUGUUGGAAGUUCAUGAUGUCAUUGUAGAUGUUUGCAAUAAUUGCAAUAUAAAUUUAAUUGAAAUGUAUGAUAGAAUAACACAAAAUGUUCGAUCUCCCAAGAAACGUAAUAAGAAGAAAAAUGAUAAAAAGCAGCCAACAACCAUAAUAGAACAAGUUCCUAGUCCUUUUGCUAAUUUGCCAACACGUGGAGUAGAUGCUAUAAAGGUUGUCUGUGAUAGUAUGUUGGAGGGCUUGGCGAGAUGUUUACGGAAGUGUGGUGUUGAUGCUAUAUCAAUUGAUAAUAGUAAAGACCAUGACAUAUGUAUCAAUAUUGCUCAACAACAGCAACGAAUUAUAUUAACAAGAGGCACAGCAUUCAAUAGGUUGCAUCAAUUUGUCCCUCUCGGGUACUGCUAUAGAGUGAAAUCUGAUCCGGUUGAUGAACAAUUAAAAGAAGUAUUACAUUAUUACAACAUUGAAGUUACUGAAAACAAUAUUUUCAGCAGAUGUCAGAUAUGCAACAACAAUGAAUUCUCAAGUUUUUCCCGCAGUGAGAUGCUUAGUUUAGCGAAUAUUAACAAUGCACUUGGUAAUUCUUUUUGUGGAACUUUAGAACAACUACCCGUAAAUAGCAGAUCCUGGCAAUUAGUUCGAGGCAAUGCUUUAAAUCGAUUUACGAAAAGUGGUGCUUUAAUCCAAGCCAACCUGAUACCAUUAACAGUUCUCAAUAAUGUUUCAGUAUUUUAUGUUUGCGAAGGUUGUGGAAAGUGCUAUUGGGACGGAACCCACUUCGGCAGAGUAAUUGCAGGUAGACUCAAAAACAUUGUUAAAAAUUAAUACUGAUGGUACAAACAAUUUAAGGUGUAAAUUGACAUUUUAUUUGUUAUUGAUUUGUUUGUUAAUAAU